Mycetomoellerius zeteki is the source of this 5622-nucleotide messenger RNA. Its product is annotated as fatty acid synthase. The transcript has 13 exons. Gene Ontology annotation, biological process: fatty acid biosynthetic process. Gene Ontology annotation, molecular function: fatty acid synthase activity; oxidoreductase activity; phosphopantetheine binding. NCBI's taxonomy places the organism in Eukaryota, Metazoa, Arthropoda, Insecta, Hymenoptera, Formicidae. The record is from RefSeq and is a predicted model, not a curated record. The coding region runs from base 205 to 5553 and encodes 1782 amino acids.
AACUUAUUAAAGUUUCAUGUUUUUGCAAAAACGAUAAGAAAAUGUGACGGUAUUUUAAAACCGUAUGAUAUAAGUAUCACAGACAUUUUGACAAAAACGGAAAAAUCAAUUUGCGAAAAUACUUUAAAUGCUUUUCUUGGAAUCGUCGCUAUUCAGAUUGGAUUAGUAGAUCUCCUAACAUCCUUAGGAAUUACUCCCGAUUACAUGAUUAGUCAUUAUGCCGGUGAACUUGGUUGCGCAUACGCAGAUGAAUGUCUCACCAUAGAACAAACUAUUUUAUCAGCAUAUUUUAUUGGUAUGGCAUGUACCGAAAAAAAAAAAAUUCAUAGCUCAAUGGUGAUUGUCAAUUUCGAUUACGAGUAUAUUAAAAAUAUAUGUCCAGCGGAUAUUGAAAUAGUAUGUCAUAACGACAAGAACAGCAACGUCAUGUGUGGACCAUCAGAAUCCGUACAAAAAUUUAUGAAAAAAUUACAGGUCAGUAAUAUUUACGUGAAGGAGAUCUACUGCAAUGUACCAUAUCACAGUUCUUACCUCGCACCGGCGGAAACUCAGCUUCUGCUUAAUUUGAAUAAAAUAAUACCACAGCCAAAAAAACGGAGUUCAAAAUGGAUCAGCACUUCUAUACCUCGUACCGAAUGGUUCACUUCAGCAUCAAAAUUAUCAUCGGCAGAGUAUCACACUCGAAGUUUAUUACACACUGUUCUAUUUCAACAAACUGCGGAUUUAAUUCCAAGCAACGCUGUGGUCAUUGAAAUCGCACCAGACAAUGCUUUGCAGCACAAUUUGAUAGGCUCCUUACAUCCAAACGUAACGAAUAUUGUAUUGACUCAACGGACUAAACAAAAUAUUGAUAUACUUUUACAAGGAAUUGGGAAGCUCUACAAUUGCGGUUUACAGCCACAAGUUGCUAAUUUAUAUCCACCAGUCAAAUUUCCAGUUAGCCGAGGAACUCCUAUGAUUUCUCCAUCGAUUAGGUGGGAUCAUUCUGAAAAUUGGUUUACAUCGAGCGAAAGAACGGAGUUUAUGGAAUCAAGAGAAAGAUACGUCAGUAUUGCACUCGGCGACGAAGAAUAUGAAUAUAUGAGCGGUCAUGUAAUUGAUGGAAGAAAUUUGAUACCCGCAACGAGUUAUUUGGUACUCGUUUGGCAAACAGUUGGCAUGAUGAAAGGUUUACUGUACACAACGAUACCAAUAGUUUUUCGAGAUGUAAAAUUUAUUCGAGCUACUCAUUUGUCGAAAAAUAAUGCUAUAGAAAUACAUAUUGCGAUACAAAAAGAUGGACAGUUUGUAAUAACCGAAGGAGAUAGUAUUAUUGUCACAGGUACGGUGUACGAGACAUUGAAUCCAGAACAGGAAAUGAUUCCAAUAGAUUUAUUAUCAGAGAAUAAUGAUGAAGAAGAACACAUGACUGCACGAGAUAUCUACAAGGAGUUGAAAUUGCGUGGAUAUCAGUACAGCGGCUGGUUUCGUGGAUUAAAGAGUGCCUCUAUUUCAGGAAGCCAAGGACAUAUUAUUUGGAAAUAUAAUUGGGCAACAUUUAUGGAUAAUAUGUUACAGAUGCUAAUUAUCGGAUAUGAUACUAGGAAUUUGUGUGUUCCUACAAGUAUUCAAAAAUUAGUGAUCAAUCCAGUGCUUCAUGCGAAGCUACAGGAUAACAUGGACAAUGCAGAAAUUACAACAGACAAACUAUUACAAGUACGAAUGUACAAUGAGAUAGACACCAUAAGAGCUGGAGGAGUAGAGAUUCGAGGUCUUCGAGCUACUCAGAUUUCUCGCCGGAAAUUAACCCAUGAUGCUAUUAUCGAGGAACAUACGUUUGUAGCUCAUUAUGAUCGGGCUAAGAUUUCCUUGAACGAAGCAAUUCGGGUAUCGGCUCAACUCGUACUGGAAGAUCAUCAAAUUAUCAAAGUGCAAGUCGUUGAGCUAGUGGAAGAUGUCGAUGAUGUUGAAUUAGAAUAUCUUUCAUCAUCAUUGCUACUCGAGGCAUUUGGUGAUAUGCCACUGAUACAAAUGAAUAUCACUCUAUUAACAUCAUUAAAUCGUUUCACGCCAGAAGACUUACCACAAAAUUUCUCAAUCAAAGAUAUUAAAAAUUCAUCUUCAGGUGACAAAGCUUUAAUUGUUGCUGGAUUCAAUCUUUUGACCAAACAACACGCAUCGUUAGAGCGACUAUUACCAUUUUUAGGAGAGGGUAGUUAUCUGUUGAUUCGUGAGAAAUGCGAUAACAUAACUGAUUAUAAAAAACAUUUGCAGCAAUACGAAUUAAAUGUUAUUCUCGAAAAAUGCACUGAUAAAGAACUAGUUGUGCUUUUGAAGAAAAAAGUUUCGAUAAUAGAAAGGACUGUUGUUUACAUAAGUAAUGAUAAUUUUAAUUGGCUGGAGAAUUUAAAGCCGCUUGUGAGCGAUAAGAACAAACUCAAGAAGAGUAGGAUUGUAAUUGUAGGAGAGGGAGAUUUUGAAUGCGGUUUAUUAGGUUUUAUUAACUGCUUAAGAAAAGAGCCAGGUGGAGAACUUGUUAGGAGCGUACUCAUUCAAGAUGAGGAAGCUCCUAAAUUCUCUCUUCAAAAUCCUUUUUAUGUACACCAAUUAGAAAAAGAUAUGACCAUUAAUGUAUUGCGAGCUAAUAAAACAUGGGGAUCGUACAGACACUUAAAAUUACUACCACUCGAAGCCAAACCGGUGCCUACCGCUCAUGUUUGUCAAACGGUUCGUGGUGACUUAAGUACAUUCUGUUGGAUAGAAAAUAAUCUAUCUCUUGUGUCUCGUCGUGAGAAUUUAGUGCACAUUGUCUACUCAUCUUUGAAUUUUAAGGAUAUAAUGCUCGCCACUGGUAAAUUAUUGAUAUCUCAAGAGACGAUUUUAAAAGGACGGUUAUUUCAGUAUGUUCCUCUUGGAAUGGAAUAUGCGGGAUGGGAUGCUAAUGGGCAACGUGUAAUGGGGAUUCGUGAUACUGAUUGCAUAGCAAACGUCGUUGAGAAAAAUGAAAAUCUUUGUUGGAAUAUACCCGAUACAUGGACAUUUGAAGAGGCAGCAACGGUCCCAUGCGUUUACAGCACAGUUUAUUUAGCUUUAUACGUUUAUGGGAAAAUGAAAAAAGGUGAUAAAAUACUUAUACAUUCUGGUACUGGAGGUAUUGGACAAGCAGCUAUUCAUCUCGCUCUUAAAGACGGAUGUGAGGUGUUUACUACCGUCAGUACAAGUGACAAACGGAACUUAAUUAAGAAAAUAUUUCCGAUCAUUCCGGAUGAACAUAUUGGAAAUUCUCGAGAUACAAGUUUUGAACAAAUGAUUUUACACCAAACGAAAGGUCGCGGCGUCGACAUUGUGCUAAAUUCAUUAGCGGAAGAAAAGUUAAUCGCUUCCGUUCGGUGUUUAGCUCAAAACGGUCGAUUCUUAGAGAUUGGCAAAUUCGACCUUGUUUCUAAUAAUCCCCUAGAUAUAUCUGCGUUUCAAAAAGGUAUUAAUUUUCAUGGAAUUAUAUUGGAGAAUAUAAUCACUGAUAAUCACAAGUAUAAGUCGCUAUUGUACAAAAUGGUAGCUGAUGGUCUUGAAAAUGGAACAAUCAAACCAAUUCAAGCAAAAAUUUUUUCAAAAAGUGAUAUUGAAGAAGCUUUUAGAUAUAUGGCCAGCGGAAAACAUAAAGGAAAGAUAAUUCUAAAUAUCCAUGAGAAGGAUGAGUCUUUAAAUAAGCAUAUUCUCGCGUAUCGUCGCUAUUAUUGUCUCAGAAAUAAGAGUUAUAUUAUACUAGGAGGUCUGGGCGGAUUUGGUUUAGAAUUAAUCGACUGGCUUAUAUUUCGUGGUGCCAGAAAUAUCAUUCUGAUUUCAAGAACUGGAAUAAAAAGCGGUUAUCAACGCAUGAAAAUUCGAUUAUGGAAAUCGUAUGGUGUAAAUGUUCUGAUCAUCAAAAAUAUCGAUGUUGCUGACCUCAAAGAUUGCGAAUAUCUCUUACGGACUGCAGAAAAAGAAGCUCCAGUGGAUGCGAUAUUCAAUCUCGGUGUGGUACUAAAGGAUGGCGUCCUCAGUAAUCAAUCCGCAGAAACAUUUGCGGAGUCCUUUCAAUCGAAGGCUCGUGCAACGCAAAUGCUGGACAAACUUUCUAGGAAAAUCUGUCUUAACCUACGGCAUUUUGUGGUGUUUUCUUCCGUUUCCUGCGGCAGAGGAAACGCUGGACAGACUAAUUAUGGUAUGGCCAACUCUAUCAUGGAGAGAAUUUGCGAGAAGAGAGUGAAGGAAGGAUUACCAGGAUUGGCAAUUCAGUGGGGAGCUGUGGGUGACGUGGGUCUCGUCGCUGAUAUGCAGGAGGACGAUAAGGAACUAAUUAUCGGUGGCACUCUACAGCAAAAGAUAUCCUGCUGUCUCGAUGAGCUUGAUAAGUUUUUACUUCAAAGUCGGCCGAUUGUGAGCAGCAUGGUCGUAGCUGAAAAAAAAUUGGGACAUCAGAAAAGUCUGGUAGAAACAGUGGCUAAUAUUUUAAACAUAAGCGACAUGAAGAUUGUAAGCCCAAAUUCAUCUCUGGCCGAACUUGGAAUGGACUCCAUGAUGGCCGUAGAAAUCAAGCAAACUUUGGAACGAGAAUUUGAUGUAUUUGUCACAGCACAAGAGAUACGAAAUCUUACUUUCGCAAAACUCAUUAAGAUGUCCGUUGCAAGCAUCAGUGACAAUGAUGUGGAUGAUGAAAAGAAAUUCGUCGCAGAUAAUCCAAAUCUUAUAAAAAUGUUAGGUAGUAUUAUAUUAAAAGAUGAAGACUUUGUUUCCCCAACAGAUUUUUCGACUAACAGACAAGGCACUACGACGGAAGUAUUUUUCAUACCGGGUAUUGAUGGAUGUGUUACUGUAUUUAGAACUAUAAUACCAUAUAUUAAAUUUCCAACAUCGCUGUUGCAUUAUAACACACACAACACCGAUUCUACAAACAUAAUAUUGGAAACAACUAAUUAUCUCAUAAACCGCAUACUUUCAAAGCUAACAGAUGGAAAAGAUUUUGUAAUGGUAGGGUACUCCUUCGGAUCUCUUAUCGCAAUUGAAAUAACAAGGAGAUUGGAGGCUAUGAAUUUUAAAGGUCGACUGGUUCUCAUCGAUGGUGCUCCUGAGUUAAUACAAACAAUAUUUAAAUCUGUUUUAUCAGAUUUUGAUGAUGUAAAUUUUCAGAUUAAUAUAUUAAUUAGUAUUAUGGAAAUUUAUUCGGAAGGAAGUUCUCAAAAGAUUUUAAUGAAACUGAUGAAAUGUGACAACUGGGAUGAAAGAUUUAAUAUUUUCGCUAAUCAGUUUUCAAUUAUAUACACAUACCUCUCACUUGCAAAUUUAAAGACGCUGUGUACAACGAUUUACAAACACUUAUGCGCUCUCCGAGAAUACGAUCCUUCUACUUUGCCACCUAUUAAGUCUCCUAUAACAUUGCUAAAAUGUGCAUCCUCCCCGUUCAAUAUACCAACGAUGGAAGAGGAUUAUGGUUUGCACAAGGUAACUCAGGAUGUGGUAAAAGUACACUGCAUUGAAGGUGAUCAUAUGACGAUCUUGAAGAAUGAAAAAGUGGCGACUACAAUUAACGGAUAACUACCAUUUACAGUUUAAUGUUUUAAUUUUUAAAUCAUGUUAGUCAAAAUUUGAUAAACAGGUUACAAU